This is a messenger RNA of Juglans regia (Persian walnut), 1793 nucleotides long. Its product is annotated as pentatricopeptide repeat-containing protein At1g80150, mitochondrial. Gene Ontology annotation, cellular component: chloroplast. Lineage: Eukaryota; Viridiplantae; Streptophyta; Magnoliopsida; Fagales; Juglandaceae. Gene Ontology annotation, molecular function: protein binding. The coding region runs from base 339 to 1538 and encodes 399 amino acids. The transcript has 2 exons. The record is from RefSeq and is a predicted model, not a curated record.
AGCACUCAUAGAAUAUUGCCCUCCUCUCGAAUACCUAGUCCCUCCCAUUCCUUUUCGUUUUCUUCCUCUGUUUCCUUUUCUCUCUCUCAACUCCAGCCCACCUCAACAUCUUCUCUCUCUCAUCUCGUGAAUCGGUGUUCUCCCUCCACCUGGUGGUCGAUUUCGCCUAAGCUCACUGUUCUUGUGCUAACUCACUUCGGCCGACGGAGAUGGAUUGAAGGGCGAGGUUCCUCACUUCGGCCUGAGGAGAGCGAGAGAGGGGAAAUUUAAUGACAUUGCUGCAUCGAAUCUGGGUUUUGAUGGAUGAAUAUGUUUCAAUCUGAGGAGAUUUCUAGAAUAUGCUCUCUCUGCGAUUCGUUCGCAGAUUCUGUCAUGCUAUUGCCACCAUUGCAUCAACUGAAAGUUUUGCAGCCGAAUCAAAUUUCAUUCGAGACUUGAAACCACUAGAAGAACCUGCCCUUGUGAAGCUUAAAAACGAGCGGGACCCUGAGAAGCUGUUCCAUUUGUUUAAGGCCAAUUCACACAAUCGCCUUGUCAUUGAAAAUCGAUUUGCAUUUGAGGAUACAGUGUCUAGGCUAGCUGGUGCGGGCCACUUUGAUUACAUUGAGCAUUUGCUUGAGCAUCAGAAGUCUCUUCCGCAGGGUCGGCGUGAAGGGUUCGUUGUGAGGAUCAUAAUGUUGUAUGGUAAGGCUGGAAUGACUAAACAUGCUAUCGAUACCUAUUAUGAUAUGCAUUUGUAUGGAUGUCGAAGGACUGUUAAAUCUUUCAAUGCUGCCCUUAAGGUUUUGACGAGAACCCGUGACUUAAGAGCAAUUGAGGAAUUCCUUAACGAUGCUCCUGUGAGGUAUUGUGUUGAAUUGGACAUUUAUUCAGUUAACAUUGUUACAAAGGCUUUUUGCGAUAUGGGUUUUUUGGAUAAAGCAUAUUUAAUCAUGGUAGAGAUGGAAAAGUUGGGAUUAAAGCCGGAUGUGAUUACGUACACAACCCUUAUUUCUGCAUUUUAUGAGGAUAACCGGUGGGAGAUUGGUAAUGGGCUGUGGAAUAUAAUGAUGCUAAAGGGGUGUCUACCAAAUCUUGCAACUUUUAAUGUUAGGAUCCAACAUUUGGUUAAUAGGAGACGAGCAUGGCAAGCCAAUGGUUUAAUGGUUACGAUGCAGAAGUUUGGAAUCACACCUGAUGAGGUUACCUAUAAUUUGGUGAUCAAAGGAUUUUGCCAGGCUGGGUAUCUUGAAAUGGCCAAAAGGGUCUAUUCUGCCUUACAUGCCAAGGGCUACAAACCCAACAUUAAAAUUUAUCAGACCAUGAUUCAUUAUCUCUGUAAGGGAGGGGAUUUUGAUUCGGCGUAUGGGAUGUCUAAAGAAUGCAUGAGAAAGAAUUGGUUUCCAAAUAUUGAUACCAUUCAUUCAUUGCUUGAAGGCCUCAAGAAGAAUGAGCAGCUUGGUAAGGCAAAGGUCAUCCUGGCAUUGGCUCAGAAUAGGGUACCUCCUUUUUCUUCGAGCCAAUUGGGUGCUUUAAAAUCCACAUUGUCCAAGUAUUGAAGUAAGACGAUGGACUGGUAAGCCUGUAGUAGUUUGAUUAAUGUAGCCGAGGAAUGCUACUUAUAAAAAAAAAUGUAGCUGGGGAAUGCUUAGUUGGAGCUGGUAUUCUUUUACACAAUUCAUUUGUAAAUUUGCAAAACUAAUUGGACAUGGGAUCUUAACGGGUUUAUUCAUACCAAAGGCACUUGCUGUUUACUCCAGUUAACUUGUUGUAACACCUCUAUAAAUUCAUGAUGAAGGAGAGUUCUUGAUGGA